UCAAUAGUACAAUAGACCAUUGGCGAGGAAUCAUUAUUACAGGAUUUAUAGCCUACCAUUCCUUUCAAAAACCCUAUUUUGAUCAAAUACUCAGUAUUCCAUCUCCGGAAGGACAAUUGAUUUGUGCUGUUCUUCAUCGUGAACACUUCCGUAGCGCAGUGCAGAGAGAUGGGCGGUUUUCCAAAUGAAGAUAAUCAUCCUUUGAACUCUAAUCCAUUUGAAGUUACGCCGGAGAUGGAGAAGUUUUUGUGUGAGCAAUUGUUGGAUAAGAACCAACCAAUAGCGGAGCGGUUCAGAGCCCUGUUCUCUCUUCGCAAUCUCCGUGGCACAGCACCACGAACUGCUCUUAUACUUGCAACUAGGGACCCUUCAAAUCUCUUGGCUCAUGAGGCUGCAUUUGCAUUGGGUCAGAUGCAAGAUGCUGAUGCCAUCCCUGCUCUGGUAGCAGUUCUGAAUGAUCUUUCUUUGCAUCCCAUUGUUCGGCAUGAGGCUGCAGAAGCACUGGGUGCAAUUGGUUUAGAAAGUAAUAUUCUCCUUCUAAAAGAAAGCUUGGCGUCAGAUCCUGCUCAGGAGGUCCGUGAAACAUGUGAACUGGCUCUUAGUCGAAUCAAGGAGCUGGAUGAUGCUAAAAGUAAUGGUGACACCUCAUCACUAGAGCCAUCUCCUUUUCUGUCAGUUGACCCAGCUGCGCCUGCUUCUUGUUCCUCUGUACCACACCUGAGGGAAGUUCUUUUAAAUGAAGAAAAGGGUAUGUAUGAACGGUAUGCUGCGCUUUUUGCACUUCGAAACAAUGGUGGAGAGGAAGCUAUCUCUGCAAUUAUUGAAUCCUUAGGUGCAAACAGUGCUUUACUGCGACAUGAGGUUGCAUAUGUUUUAGGUCAGUUGCAGAACAAAAAGGCUUCAGAUGCUUUAUCUAUGACACUUAGGAACACAAAUGAACAUCCUAUGGUUAGACAUGAAGCAGCUGAAGCGCUUGGUUCUAUAGCAGAUGACCAAUGUAUUGCUCUCCUUGAGGAAUUUGCCAAGGACACUGAGCCUAUUGUUUCCCAAAGUUGUGAAGUUGCUCUCAGCAUGCUCGAGUACGAGAGAUCAGGAAAAUCCUUCGAGUUUCUCUUCAUGCCCGCACCUCAAAGUGAGCAGGUCUCGUAAUUCAUUGAUGAUCAGAAUGUAGCUUCAUUUUUUAUGCAGGCAUGGUUAACAGGUUGGCUAUAUUCCUUGUUGAUUUUUAAGUGCUUAUUUACGGUUCAGAAGAGUCCAAAGUGACUAUUUUACACUCUUAGACUGACUAAUUGCAAAAUACUAGGCCUUACUCCCUUGAUGCCUUGAUAUAAUGUAUUAUUAUAUAACUUUUAAUUUUUUUUUUCUUUAUAAUACUACAAUAUACACUA
This is a messenger RNA of Ipomoea nil (Japanese morning glory), 1388 nucleotides long. RefSeq names its product deoxyhypusine hydroxylase-B. The coding region runs from base 169 to 1149 and encodes 326 amino acids. The record is from RefSeq and is a predicted model, not a curated record. Gene Ontology annotation, biological process: peptidyl-hypusine biosynthetic process. NCBI's taxonomy places the organism in Eukaryota, Viridiplantae, Streptophyta, Magnoliopsida, Solanales, Convolvulaceae. The transcript is spliced from 9 exons. Gene Ontology annotation, molecular function: deoxyhypusine monooxygenase activity.